This is a messenger RNA of Abrus precatorius (Indian licorice), 2050 nucleotides long. Its product is annotated as laccase-4-like. The transcript is spliced from 6 exons. Gene Ontology annotation, molecular function: copper ion binding; hydroquinone:oxygen oxidoreductase activity. NCBI's taxonomy places the organism in Eukaryota, Viridiplantae, Streptophyta, Magnoliopsida, Fabales, Fabaceae. Gene Ontology annotation, biological process: lignin catabolic process. Gene Ontology annotation, cellular component: apoplast. The record is from RefSeq and is a predicted model, not a curated record. The coding region runs from base 72 to 1742 and encodes 556 amino acids.
CAGUGUAUUCAAGAGAGUGGCUACCCAGCAAAGAAGAAGCUAUUUGAAUAGAGAGCUCAAAAGGGGUGGCUAUGGCAGCUUCAGGGAUUCGAAUUAUGCUACUGCUUGCAGCUUGCUUGUUUCCACUAUCUGUGGAAGCUAUGGUUCGCCACUACAAGUUCAAUGUGGUGCUGAAGAAUGCCACAAGAUUGUGCUCAACCAAGCCCAUUGUCACCAUAAAUGGAAAGUUCCCAGGUCCUACAAUUUAUGCUAGGGAAGAUGACACUGUUCUUGUUAAGGUGGUCAACCAUGUCAAAUACAAUGUUAGCAUCCAUUGGCAUGGAAUCAGACAAUUGAGAACAGGUUGGGCUGAUGGGCCAGCAUACAUUACCCAGUGCCCAAUUCAACCAGGCCAAAAUUAUGUGUACAACUUUACCCUUACGGGCCAAAGAGGUACAUUAUGGUGGCAUGCACAUAUCCUCUGGCUCAGGGCCACUCUCCAUGGCGCCUUGGUCAUAUUACCCAAGCUUGGAGUUCUUUACCCUUUUCCCAAACCAAAUAUGGAACAGGUUAUCAUAUUGAGUGAAUGGUGGAAAUCAGACACUGAAGCUAUUAUAAAUGAAGCUUUAAAAUCUGGUUUGGCUCCUAAUGUCUCGGAUGCUCACACAAUUAAUGGCCAUCCAGGAUCUGUUCAAGGUUGUGCUUCACAAGGAGGAUUUAAAUUCCAAGUUCAACAAGGAAACACCUACUUGCUAAGAAUCAUCAAUGCUGCCCUCAAUGAAGAACUCUUCUUUAGGAUUGCUGGCCAUGAACUCACUGUUGUUGAGGUUGAUGCAACCUACACAAAACCUUUUAAAACUGAUACCAUAGUCAUAGCACCUGGCCAAACCACAAAUGUACUUCUAACAACCAACCAUGCAAGCGGCAAAUACUUGAUUGCAGCCUCUCCUUUCAUGGAUGCUCCUAUUGCAGUUGACAACAAAACUGCCACUGCUACAUUACAUUAUUCAGGCACCCUUGGCUCCACCAUCACUACCCUCACUUCUAUGCCUCCUAAAAAUGCUACUCCACUUGCCACAAGUUUCACUGACUCUCUUAGAAGCUUAAACUCCAAAAAGUACCCUGCUAGAGUUCCAUUAAAAAUUGACCAUAACUUACUUUUCACUGUUAGCCUUGGUAUCAGUCCUUGUGCUACUUGUGUGAAUAAUAGUAGGGUGGUUGCAGAUAUCAACAAUGUUACCUUUGUGAUGCCGAAUAUCUCUCUUCUUCAAGCACAUUUCUUCAACAUUAAGGGUGUUUUCACUGAUGAUUUUCCUGGGAAUCCUCCUAUGGUCUAUAACUUCACAGGGCCACAACCAUCAAAUUUAAAUACCAUGAAAGGGACAAGGGUCUAUAGACUUACUUACAAUUCUACAGUUCAAUUAGUUUUGCAAGAUACUGGAAUGAUAACACCUGAGAAUCAUCCUAUUCAUCUUCAUGGUUUCAAUUUCUUUGUAGUUGGCAAGGGUCAAGGGAAUUUUGAAUCCACAAAGGACCCAAAAAAAUUUAACCUUAUCGAUCCUGUGGAGAGAAACACAGUUGGUGUUCCAGCUGGAGGGUGGACUGCUAUUAGAUUCAGGGCUGACAAUCCAGGGGUUUGGUUUAUGCAUUGCCACUUAGAAAUUCAUACCACAUGGGGAUUGAAGAUGGCAUUUGUAGUGGACAAUGGUAAAGGACCAAAUGAAUCUCUAUUACCACCUCCAAGUGACCUCCCAAAGUGUUGAGAAUACUGCACAGUAACAUUCUAAGCUCAGUGAGGAAGAGAAAACAUUAAAAAAGGAAAAAAAAAAACCAUAUAUGGCAAAGGGAGGAACAACAAUCAAGGCUAAUAACAAGAUUUUCUUGGAGUAAAGAAAGGAGAAGAUGCCGAGAGUGAAAUAAGACCAAAUGAUCAUUUUCCAUGUCUUCAACAUUUUUCCUUUUCAUUAUUUUUUUAACAUUGUUUGUAUUCUUAUCUUUCUCCUUCUUGAAUGAUAUUUUUGGCUUUAAUUAUGUAUAAAAAUGUUAAUUGGAAUUUUAAGGAUUUUUAAGC